AUGGUUCACCGCAGCACCUCGUCUCCACCCUCGGAUAAGAGAGCUUGGAGCGAGCGGUUCAUGUUCCCAUGAGUCGAGAAUAAAAAAUCCUCACUUCUCUCUACAGCUGCUGGUCUGAGCCGGACUAGCUGUGCUAACGACCCAGCGCGGAGUGAUGCGCGGCCAAGAGCCGAUAAAAAGAUGAAAUGCUUUUCCCGAUACCUCCCUUAUAUUUUUCGACCUCCGAGCAGCAUCUUUUCUUCCAGCUGUCACACUGAAGCUGACAUCAUAUCCACAGUUGAAUUCAACUCCACUGGGGAGCUACUGGCCACAGGGGACAAAGGGGGUCGAGUGGUGGUGUUUCAAAGGGAGCAAGAGACUAAAAACCAGCCACAUCGGCGGGGGGAGUACAAUGUUUACAGCACCUUUCAGAGCCACGAGCCUGAGUUUGACUACCUGAAAAGCUUGGAAAUUGAAGAGAAGAUUAACAAGAUUCGAUGGCUGCCUCAACAGAAUGCUGCCUAUUUCCUCCUCUCUACUAAUGAUAAAACUGUCAAAUUAUGGAAAAUCAGUGAGAGGGACAAGCGACCAGAGGGUUAUAAUCUGAAGGAUGAGGAUGGCAGGAUCCGGGACCCCACCACUAUCAAGGCUCUGAGGGUGCCAGUGUUAAGGCCUAUGGACCUUAUGGUAGAGGCGACACCCCGGCGAGUAUUCUCCAAUGCUCACACCUACCACAUCAACUCCAUCUCAGUAAAUAGCGACUGUGAGACCUACAUGUCCACAGAUGACCUGAGGAUCAACCUGUGGAAUCUGGAGAUCACCAACAAAAGCUUCAACAUUGUAGACAUUAAACCAAACAACAUGGAAGAGCUAACUGAAGUGAUCACGGCAGCUGAGUUUCAUCCCAACCAGUGUAACACCUUCGUGUACAGCAGUAGCAAGGGCUCCAUACGACUGUGCGACAUGAGGGCAGCUGCACUGUGUGACAGCCACUCCAAAUUCUUUGAAGAGCCAGAGGACCCCAGUAAUCGCUCCUUCUUCUCUGAAAUUAUCUCCUCCAUAUCCGAUGUCAAGUUCAGCCACAGUGGUCAUUAUCUCAUGACCCGUGACUACCUGACCGUUAAAGUGUGGGAUCUCAAUAUGGAGAACAAACCUUUGGAGACCUAUCAGGUCCAUGACUACCUGAGAAGUAAGCUGUGCUCCCUCUAUGAAAAUGACUGUAUUUUUGACAAGUUUGAAUGUGUGUGGAAUGGAACAGACAGUGUCCUGAUGACGGGAUCCUACAAUAACUUUUUUCGCAUGUUUGACCGCAACACAAAGCGUGACGUCACACUCGAGGCCUCCAGGGAAAACAGUAAACCUCGAGCCAUUCUCAAGCCACGCAAGGUGUGUGUGGGCGGUAAACGUCGUAAAGAUGAGAUAAGUGUGGACAGUCUGGACUUCAGUAAGAAAAUUCUUCACACAGCCUGGCACCCUUCAGAAAAUAUCAUUGCCGUGGCCGCCACCAACAACCUCUACAUAUUCCAGGACAAGAUUAACUAGCAUGUUGCAAGUUCUUAUCCAUCAGAGACUGGUGCUAAUCCUCAACGAAAUCUGUGGAUUUGGGGAGGUCAGACUUACUGCCUUUGACUCUGCUUUAAAAUAAAAUAAACAUCUGGUUAAUUUCUUGAGCCUCGUACAGCAAGAUGUAAGCACUGCACUGAGUAUGUACUGCAUAUGUCAGGUUACAACAAAACAUAAAGAAUGCAAUGAUUGCUGCUGUCAGGUA
This is a messenger RNA of Trichomycterus rosablanca, 1747 nucleotides long. Its product is annotated as serine/threonine-protein phosphatase 2A 55 kDa regulatory subunit B beta isoform. Lineage: Eukaryota; Metazoa; Chordata; Actinopteri; Siluriformes; Trichomycteridae. Gene Ontology annotation, cellular component: cytosol; protein phosphatase type 2A complex. The transcript is spliced from 9 exons. Gene Ontology annotation, molecular function: protein binding; protein phosphatase regulator activity. The coding region runs from base 181 to 1521 and encodes 446 amino acids. The record is from RefSeq and is a predicted model, not a curated record.